ACUGGCCGCCGACGGCGCGCCUUGGUGACGCAGCCCGGGUCUCAGAGAAGAUGGCGGCGCUGGUGAGACGCUCGAGGUUUGUCGUGCGGCCGCUGCUGCAGGUGGUGCAGGCUUGGGACCUUGACGCGAGGCGCUGGGUCCGGGCGCUGCGGCGGAGCGCAGUGAAAGUGGUGUUUCUUUCCGGAGAGGUGGUGGAACGGAAGCGCGCUCCCGGGAAGCAGCCACGCAAGGCAGCAUCUGAGGCCAGUGCCCAGGAGCAACGAGAGAAAUCACCGCUUGAGGAGUCCACAUCCCACGCUCCCAGCACCUGGCAAGAGUCUGGGCUUCGCUACGAUAAAGCUUAUCCCGGGGACAGGAGGCUGAGGGAUUUUUGCCAAGCCGGACCAUGUUAAGAUGGCAUAUCCAAAGACUCAGCUUCAGCAUUCACUGCCUUUAUCAUUGAUUUGUGACAAUCUCCGUGACCCUGGGAACCUGGGGACAAUUCUGAGAUCCGCAGCUGGGGCGGGCUGCAGCAAAGUGCUACUCACCAAAGGCUGUGUGGAUCCCUGGGAGCCCAAAGUGCUCCGGGCGGGUAUGGGCGCACAUUUCCAGGUGCCCAUUAUCAAUAAUCUGGAGUGGGAAACCGUGCCCAAUUACCUGCCCCCUGACACCCGGGUCUAUGUGGCUGACAACUGUGGCCUUUAUGCCCAGGCUCAGAUGUCUAAUAAAGCCAGUGACCACGGCUGGGUGUCUAACCAACGGUUGCUGAAGUUUCAGAAGUAUGAAGAAGAGGAAGAUGUAGAAACGGGAGCCAGUCAAGAUUGGCUGCCUGAUGUUGAGGUUCAGAGUUACGACUCGGACUGGACAGAGGCGCCGGCAGCUGUGGUGAUUGGCGGGGAGACCGACGGCGUGAGCGUGGAGUCCCUGCAGCUGGCAGAGAGCACUGGUGGCAAGAGGCUGCUGAUCCCCGUUGUGCCUGGUGUGGACAGCCUCAACUCGGCCAUGGCGGCAAGCAUCCUGCUUUUCGAAGGGAAACGACAGCUGCGGGGGAGGGCGGAGCACUUGAGCAGGGACAGGAGUCACCACUGAGAAGGACGCAGAAGUGACUCCUGCUUCAGGACGUCUCCAGCUCCUCCUACACCAGCACACGGGUUGGAGGCUGGCAGAGUCAGUGACUAUGGCCCCCAUGUUCAGGGGGCAGGUGUGAUGCGUCACACGGUUACGGGAAAAAUAAGAACUUCCUCAGAAAGAACAGGUCCAAAUUCUUCCCAUCGGGUCACUAAUUUCAAGGUUCUAUCUUUUUUCUCUUGGUGACCCACAUGGCUCUGUGUGUUUUUAAAAAUUGUCCACCAGGAAGCACUUCGUGCCCAGAAAGUUCCUGAAGCAUCAACCUGGGCAGGGAGGCGUCCACUCCACCAGCUUGUGGGUGUUUGCGAUCGUCAAGCACCAGUUACAGGUCAUAGCCACGUCACUCACAGAUGAUUGUUGGUCGGUGGAGAAUAAACUAUGAGCAGCGGAUUACGUUAAACAGUUGUUUUGUGUGGUUGGUGUGUCACAGUACCUGUCACGUUUGGCCUGGUAACGAGGACGUGGCUAAGGGAAUACCAGAAAGCUGAGGGCUAAACUGUUGGCAUCCAGUAGCUCUGCUCUGGGCUCAGAUGAUCUGUCUUUGAGAUUGUUCAUGCCUUCACUGAGCCACUGUUUAUGUAUCCAUAGAAAUGGCUUAAUUUAACAGGCUGUGUCAGACCUUGGCACCUCUGCAGAUAUCUUUUUGAGGAUUUUUGCAGAGACGGAAGUCUAUGCAGAAAACUGAAUUUCAAAAUCUGCAGCCUUACCCUGCAUUUGUCAUGAAAGUGUCACUGUUUCCUGGUUCCCUGUGUUAGCACGACUUACGUCUCACCCCCCGAUGUUUAGAGGCCAAGGUUCUGAGGAUGAACGCCCACAACACAACGGCAGGACCCUUCUGUUCUCUCAGCCCCUCCAGGGACCAGGGCAAGCUGCAUCUUUACCUACCAGCGGCCAAACCAGGAUGAAGCCAGGGCAGGUGCUUCAGGGCAGGUGCUGAUGCUGGUCACUGUAUCUAUAUGGAACUGUGGGGACGGGGUGGAUGGGGGGAGUAUGGGACUCACUUUAAGCACUGCUUUUGCGGCCACACACAACAUGGUUGGAGUUGAGACCACCACCAGACGUGCUUCUCCACACCCUUCUGCCCAGCGGCUCCCGUAACAGUUUGGAUUCUUUGGGAGCCCCUCAGCUGCUCACUCCAGGGAGGUCAAGUGUGUCGCUGGUGUGCCCAGGAGAAACCAUGCCCCCCAUCCCUUCUUUUCUACUCCCCCAACUUCCUGGUAAAACUUCCUCGUGGGAGAACCAAAUGACUAAGCAUGGUUCACGUGCCAGGGGGGCAGGGUGGGAUGCUCUGGCAUGUUCCAGGGGACGGUGUUUGCAGGGACAGCGUCCUCCCAGGCUGACAUUUGAAUAUUUGAGCAUCUGCUCCGGGGCCCCGCUGUGGUCUGGGCCUCCCCAGAGCUGCACAUGCAAGUGGCUGCCCACAACACUGCUCACAAAGGCUAGAGCAGAGGACAGGCGGACGGGCGGCCUGGAGAACGCAAAUUCAUCCCAUUCCAGUCUCCCCAGACACCUCAGGAAAGUGCUCAAGAAGCAGGAGUCAGGAAAAGGAAGCUCACAUCUUUCCAGCCUAAAACCAAUCUCCUGGGAUUUGUUCCCUGGGUUAUACUCACGCUGACUCUUGUUACAAAAUAACAGUGAAAGAAUAAACCAUGUAUUUACCUUG
This is a messenger RNA of Macaca mulatta (Rhesus monkey), 2770 nucleotides long. NCBI's taxonomy places the organism in Eukaryota, Metazoa, Chordata, Mammalia, Primates, Cercopithecidae. The record is from RefSeq and is a predicted model, not a curated record.